Anarrhichthys ocellatus (wolf-eel) is the source of this 1383-nucleotide messenger RNA. It is a transcript of the gene surf2, whose product is annotated as surfeit 2. The coding region runs from base 364 to 1104 and encodes 246 amino acids. The record is from RefSeq and is a predicted model, not a curated record. The transcript has 6 exons. Lineage: Eukaryota; Metazoa; Chordata; Actinopteri; Perciformes; Anarhichadidae.
UUUAUUUUUGCCCUCUAUAGUCACUUGAACUUACUCAGUUUAUUGUCACAAUAGCGACAGAUACCGCAUGCAUUGACGAGUCUGUGCUAUAGCAGCAGAUGUAUUGUAUCCAGUCAUAUAAUACUAGUUUUCUACUUAUUUAAUUAGUUUCCCUGUGAGCAUUACUGUAAACCCCAAGCUUUAACGUUACUCAGGGUGUUGUUUGAACAUUUCGUUUAAGCUGACCUUCCUUCCUUUGGCCAGUGGAUGGCGCUAACAUAUCAUGCAACAGAGUCUACGCCAACGACCCACGUGUAGUCAUUUCCUGUACGGAUGGGCCUGAUCAACACACUGAAAGGUCUGUUUUGAAGUGUUUUACACGCCAUGGACGAAUUACCCGCGGACCUCAAAGCAUUUCUUCGUAACCACCCUUUUCUCCAGCUUAUAGACGACAAAAAGAUCAAAUGUACUCUGAAUGGCCACGAGUUUCCAUGCAACCUGACGGAGCUACACAAUUUCACUAAAGGGAAGAAAUAUGAGAAACUGAGUGUAGCAGCAGAGUUCAACUACAGCCAGUAUGAACCUCACGUUGUGCCAAGCUCGAAACAACCCAAGCAGCUCUUCUGUAAGCUGACCCUCAGACACCUCAACCGGCAGCCACAUCACGUCCUGAGACAUGUCAACGGGAAACGCUUCAAGAAAGCCCUCUCCAAAUAUGAAGAGUGUGUGAAGCAAGGGAUAGAGUUCGUUCCAGCCAGACUGAAACAGAAAAGGCCCAAAGAGACCAGAGAAGAGGUCAGUCGGGGGAAGCCCUCAAAACAAGGGAGUAAGUCGUGGGAACCCUCAUCCAGCGACGAUGACCACAGCGACUCAGAAGACAGCAUGAGUGACCUCUACCCUGCGACUAUGUUCACCGUAAAAAACGAGACUGAAGAAAGUAUGGCGGGGGACGGAAAUGUGGGGGAAGACGACUUCAUGACCGAUGAAGGGGAGGAAAUGGAAGUGGAUAAGCAGGUGCUGCAGAAACGGAAGAAGGAACAGGGCGGUGGUUUACAGAAGAAAUUCAGAAAAAACAACUGGAAAUCAGGGCGUAAGAAACAUGAAAAAAUUGCAAAUGGAAAGUAAAAAGCAAAGCCGCAUUCAUACAGUAUUUUUAUAACUGGUAAUUUGUCAGAGAUCAACUUCUAAGUUUGGAGUAGUAUUCCUGUCUGAGCCAGCCUGACCUGGUGAACAUCCAGUAGAGUUUUCAUAUUUUCAGCAUAUGAAAGAUUGUCCGUUUGCCAAAUUGUGAUGUUGCAAUGUUCCAAAGAGGCUGGUUUAUGUGACAUAAUGUUGACUGGAUAAGUAUUGUGUGGUUUGUCCAUGUGUGCUCGUAUGAAAUACAACUUAAUUUGGAUCUGCAAA